AUGGUUGUCUUCAGCAAAGUGACAGCCGCCGUUUUCGGUCUCGCGACCAUCGCUUCGGCCGCUCCUGCGCCUCCCACGCGCAAGGGCUUCACGGUCCAGCAGCAGGCCCGGCCCGCCCAGAAGAAGCAGGUCAACUUGCCUGCCAUGUACGCCCAUGCUCUGACCAAGUUCGGUGGCAGUGUCCCUGAGAGCGUCAAGGUCGCCGCUAGCAAAGGCAGCGCCGUCACCACCCCUGAGGCAGGUGAUGUGGAGUACCUUACUCCUGUCAAUGUCGGUGGAACUGUCAUGAACCUCGACUUCGACACCGGCUCUGCUGAUCUCUGGGUGUUCUCCGGUGAGCUCCCUGCCUCUGAGACCAGCGGCCAUUCUGUCUACAAGCCGGGUAGGACAGCAUCCAAGCUACCUGGCGGCAGCUGGCAGAUCUCCUAUGGUGACGGUAGCAGUGCCAGCGGCGAUGUCUACAAGGACACUGUCGUGGUUGGUGGCGUCACUGCCCAUGGCCAGGCUGUCGAGGCUGCUGCGCAAAUCAGCUCCCAGUUCCUGCAGGACAAGAACAACGAUGGACUGCUGGGUCUGGCUUUCAGCUCCCUCAACACAGUCCAGCCCCAGCCCCAGACUACCUUCUUUGACACUGUCAAGUCUAGUCUGGACCGCCCUCUUUUCGCUGUUACCCUAAAGCACAAUGCUCCCGGAUCCUUUGACUUUGGAUACAUCGACCACUCCAAGUACACCGGUGAAAUCGCCUACACCGACGUCGACAACUCCCAGGGCUUCUGGUCCUUCACUGCCGACGGCUACAGCAUUGGUGGUGGCCAGAGCAGCGGCAGCUCCAUCAGCGGUAUUGCUGACACCGGCACCACUCUCUUGCUUCUCGACGACAACGUCGUUUCCGACUUCUACCAGCAUGUCGAGGGCGCCCAAAACAGCGAUGAGUACGGUGGAUAUGUCUUCCCUUGCUCUGCCAAGGUUCCCUCAUUCACUACCAUCAUUGGCGGCUACAAGGCUGUCACUCCUGGUAAACUCAUCAACUAUGGUCCUGUCACCGAUGGUAGCUCCACUUGCUACGGUGGUAUCCAGAGCAGCGGCGGUGUCGGCCAGAACAUCUUUGGUGACAUCUUCCUCAAGAGCCAGUUCGUCGUCUUCGACUCUGAGGGCCCCAGACUCGGCUUUGCCGCCCAGGCCUAA
This is a messenger RNA of Aspergillus clavatus NRRL 1, 1185 nucleotides long. RefSeq names its product pepsin-like aspartic protease. The record is from RefSeq and is a predicted model, not a curated record. Bases 1 to 1185 code for a protein of 394 amino acids. Lineage: Eukaryota; Fungi; Ascomycota; Eurotiomycetes; Eurotiales; Aspergillaceae. The transcript is spliced from 4 exons. Gene Ontology annotation, biological process: proteolysis. Gene Ontology annotation, molecular function: aspartic-type endopeptidase activity.